Messenger RNA from Pelmatolapia mariae (spotted tilapia), 3704 nucleotides. RefSeq names its product ATPase sarcoplasmic/endoplasmic reticulum Ca2+ transporting 3 (gene atp2a3). Gene Ontology annotation, biological process: calcium ion transmembrane transport; intracellular calcium ion homeostasis. The transcript is spliced from 22 exons. Gene Ontology annotation, molecular function: ATP hydrolysis activity; ATP binding; P-type calcium transporter activity. Gene Ontology annotation, cellular component: membrane. The coding region runs from base 246 to 3221 and encodes 991 amino acids. The record is from RefSeq and is a predicted model, not a curated record. NCBI's taxonomy places the organism in Eukaryota, Metazoa, Chordata, Actinopteri, Cichliformes, Cichlidae.
GACACAGCACACCUUCAGAUGGAGAUGAAGUAGCAGCGGCAGUCGAGCGACACAGAGAGAGCAGCGUCUGAACCGCGGAUCCGGAGGUUUUCUUCACUUGGGGGGGGACAGGUGACCGACCGCUCCCGCGUCCUUCGGUGGAAAUUACUGCUGGUACACCUUCCGGGCACGCGCACCCUCCGAUUCCCACAAUAGAUGUGACUGAACUACAUUUCGAUCUGAUCAUCUAAGCCCGGCACACCAACAUGGAAAAUGCGCACACUAAAUCGGCGACUGAAGUUUUAGACAACUUCGGUGUGAACGAAAACACUGGGCUGACUCUCGAACAGGUCAAAACCAACCUGGAGAAAUAUGGACCGAACGAGCUCCCAGCUGAAGAAGGCAAGUCCCUGUGGGAGUUGGUGGUGGAGCAGUUUGAAGACCUCUUGGUGAGGAUCCUGCUGCUGGCUGCCUGCGUCUCCUUUGUGUUGGCUCUGUUUGAAGAAGGAGAGGAGACAACCACCGCCUUCGUAGAGCCGAUUGUUAUUCUUCUUAUCCUCAUCGCCAAUGCUGUUAUUGGGGUCUGGCAGGAACGGAAUGCCGAGAAUGCCAUUGAGGCUCUGAAGGAGUACGAACCUGAGAUGGGAAAGGUGUAUCGCAUGAACCGCAAGGCGGUCCAGAGGAUCAAAGCCAGAGACAUCGUCCCAGGAGAUAUAGUGGAGGUGGCAGUUGGUGACAAGGUGCCCGCUGACAUCAGAGUGACCUCGAUAAAGUCCACCACCCUGCGCGUGGACCAGUCCAUUCUCACAGGAGAGUCUGUCUCUGUCAUCAAACACACCGACCCUGUUCCUGACCCUCGAGCCGUCAACCAGGACAAAAAGAACAUGUUGUUUUCUGGCACAAACAUUGCUGCCGGUCGUGCCAUAGGUGUCGUCGUUGCUACGGGUGUCUCGACAGAGAUCGGGAAGAUCCGUAAUCAGAUGGCGUCGACGGAGCAAGAGAAGACACCGCUGCAGCAGAAGCUGGACGAGUUUGGCCAGCAGCUCUCAAAGGUCAUCUCCCUGAUCUGCGUGGCUGUGUGGGUCAUCAACAUCGGCCACUUCGGAGACCCGGUCCACGGGGGCUCCUGGGUUCGAGGGGCCAUCUAUUACUUUAAAAUUGCCGUGGCCCUGGCAGUGGCCGCCAUCCCCGAGGGCCUGCCGGCCGUCAUCACAACCUGCCUGGCCCUCGGCACGCGUCGCAUGGCCAAGAAGAACGCCAUCGUCCGGAGCCUGCCGUCUGUGGAGACCCUGGGCUGUACCUCCGUUAUCUGUUCUGACAAGACGGGCACCCUCACCACCAACCAGAUGUCUGUGUGCAGAAUGUUCAUCCUAGACAAGGUGGAGGACUCCAGCUGCACCCUGCACGAGUUCUCUAUAACUGGUUCUACGUAUGCCCCCGAGGGACAAAUACUCAAAGACAACAAGCCUGUCCAGUGUGGAGACUAUGAUGGACUUGUGGAGUUGGCCACCGUGUGCUCGAUGUGCAAUGAUUCUUCACUGGACUAUAACGAGGCCAAAGGGGUUUAUGAGAAGGUGGGCGAGGCCACAGAAACGGCUCUCACCACCUUGGUCGAGAAGAUGAAUGUCUUCAAGACGGAUCUGUUUGGACUCACCAAGGUGGAGCGUGCCGGUGCCUGCAACUCAGUUAUCAAACAGUUGAUGAAGAAGGAGUUCACCCUGGAGUUCUCUCGUGACCGCAAGUCCAUGUCUGUCUACUGCACCCCUGUCAAGCCUGGGUCCCAGAGCAAGAUGUUCAUCAAGGGUGCGCCCGAGAGCGUGAUAGAGCGGUGCGAGUACGUACGGGUGGGAAACAGAAAGGUGACGCUGACACCAGCCGUGCGCGACCAGCUCAUGUCUAAGAUCAGAGAAUGGGGGACGGGCAAGGACACCUUGCGCUGCCUGGCGCUGGCUACGCACGAUACUCCGCCACGCAAGGAAAACAUGGAGCUGGAGAAUUCCAGCAAGUUUGCAGAAUAUGAGCUGGGGCUCACAUUUGUUGGCUGUGUGGGCAUGCUCGACCCACCCAGGAAGGAAGUGAUCGGUUCAGUGAAACUGUGCAACGAGGCAGGUAUCCGUGUUAUCAUGAUCACAGGGGACAACAAGGGCACGGCCGUGGCCAUCUGCAGACGGAUUGGCAUCUUUGGAGAGGACGAGGACGUGACGGGAAAGGCCUAUACAGGCCGCGAGUUUGACGAUCUGCCGCAGGAGGCGCAGAGAGAAGCCGUCAAACGGGCACGGUGCUUUGCCCGCGUUGAGCCGGCUCACAAGUCCAAGAUUGUCGGAUACCUGCAGUCGUUUGACGAGAUUACAGCCAUGACAGGUGAUGGUGUGAACGAUGCCCCGGCCUUGAAGAAGGCAGAGAUCGGCAUCGCCAUGGGAUCCGGUACAGCUGUGGCAAAGUCAGCGUCUGAGAUGGUGCUGUCUGACGACAACUUCUCCACCAUCGUAGCUGCUGUGGAGGAGGGCAGAGCCAUCUACAACAAUAUGAAGCAGUUCAUCAGAUACCUCAUCUCCUCAAACGUGGGAGAAGUCGUGUGCAUCUUCCUGACAGCCAUCCUGGGUCUGCCUGAGGCUUUGAUUCCAGUCCAGCUGCUGUGGGUUAACCUGGUGACCGAUGGCCUGCCUGCCACCGCCCUGGGAUUCAACCCCCCAGAUUUGGACAUCAUGGAUAAACCACCCCGCAACCCUAAGGAGCCACUCAUCUCUGGCUGGCUCUUCUUUAGAUACCUGGCCAUUGGAGGAUAUGUGGGUCUGGGGACAGUGAGUGCAGCCACAUGGUGGUACCUGUUUGAUGAGGAGGGCCCACAAGUGUCUUUCUAUCAGCUGCGACAUUUCAUGCAGUGCACUGAGGACAACCCCAUGUUCAAAGAAAUAGACUGCGAGGUGUUUGAAUCUCGCUACCCCACAACCAUGGCGCUGUCUGUGCUGGUCACCAUCGAAAUGUUCAACGCGCUCAACAGUUUGUCUGAGAACCAGUCCCUGCUCAGGAUGCCUCCCUGGGUCAAUAUUUGGUUGCUGGGAGCAAUCAUCCUCUCCCUCUCCCUCCACUUCUUAAUCCUCUACGUCGAGCCUCUGCCACUCAUCUUCCAGGUGACCCCUCUGCGUUGGUCCCAGUGGACUGUGGUCCUGAAGAUUUCCUUCCCAGUCAUCCUACUGGAUGAGGCUUUGAAAUAUUUAUCCAGGAACCAUCUGGAAGCCUAAACUCUUUUAAUCUCACCUUCUGUAAAAAGGUGAUGAGGAGAAGAAGUAUCGGAGGAGAUGGCAGCUGAACUAAGACCUCUCCCUCAACACACUCACACAGUUAGACACACAGCUACCCUCUUCCCAUUUUUGAGCUAGGAAACGUUUCUCUCCCCUGCCCUCGUCCCCCACUUCUGCAUGUCCAACAAACCACCAUUAGAAAUGAGGGGUGGCUUGCAUGAGAAUGAGUGUGUGAGAAAGCGAGAGCGCUUGUGCUCCUGCAAGCAUGGCUUUGUGUGUGUGUGUGUGUGUGUGUGUGUGUGUGUGUGUGUGUGUGUGUGUGUGUGUGUGGGAGGACACAGACGGAUGCAGACCUGUCUUUAUAGUUGCAAGAGCAAGAAACAACUGCAGAAAAGAAAAAUACAACUGCCCAGGGCUCUGCUUUUUAAAGGUUUCUGCUCAUUUUUUUGUUGUCUGUACAGUACAAACAUAGUGGUUGACUUC